AGUCUUAAUCUUUUUUGUUCGAGGGGGGGGGCGUCUAUCUUCGUGGUGUCUUCUCGUUGGCUAUUUCAGUACACACAUUACCGGAACAAUAUUCGCCGUUUUCGCUUUUGACCCCUAUCGCGAGUCCCCAGUGAAAGCUUUUCGUGCAUGGCGUUACAACGAAGUCGUGUCGCCUGAUUCGAAUACUUUUUUUUUUGCUGCGUCUAUCCGUUAUUCCGAAGGAGACGUAAAAAAAGGGCUACAUGGAGUCCGCCAGUACCCCUCUUUCGUCGCCUUCUUGGAUCCACCCGCUUGACAGUUCCCUCGUAUUGGAUGCCUUUUCUCAUGGGGAUUGCUUCAGGUCUCUCCUCAGUGAUCCUCAGCUGACUACUGCCCAGGUAGAAGCGGUCCUCGAUACGAUUUCUACUGCAUGCCAAACCAACUCGACGACUUACCUAUCGCCUUCCUCUGCAGACGUCCCAUUGGCCCAGGAUCCUUUUUCAGAAGUUAAUUUCAGUAGCCUGAGUAUUGGCGAGUCUGCAGAAGCUAUUUUGCCACUGAUACUUCGAACGACUGAUCAAAUUCGAAGUACCAUUCAACCUGAGUCAUCAUGUACAACGAACGACCUGUCCCUCAAAACUUUCCCGCCGUCUUUCUUUCGCGAUAACCUUCGACUGUAUCAUUCCAUCUGCUUGCUCCGGUCUCCGAGCUACAGGCACAAUCACACGAUUGUGGCGUCCCUGCUCGUCUUGCACGCUCUCUUUUUGCGAUUGUACCAGAUGUCCUGUCAAAGAGAGCGCGAGGAGUUGCUUGCCGCGUCUUUCUUGCCGUCCCGUUCUAGGCGGAACAUUUUGAUCACGAGCGCUUUGCCCUACGUCAACAACAUUCCGCAUUUGGGGAACAUUAUUGGCUCUGUGCUGAGCUCUGACGUCUUCGCGCGUUAUUGCCGUCAGAGGAAAUACCAGACUCUGUUUGUGUGUGGUACAGACGAGUACGGUACAGCGACUGAAACCAAGGCGAUUGAGGAAAAAACUACGCCCCAGGCGAUUUGCGACAAGUACUACCGACAGCACCGCGAGAUUUACGCAUGGUUUCAGGUGCAGUUCGACUUUUUCGGGCGCACGACGACUUCGCAUCAGACACAGAUCGUGCAAGAUAUUUUUUCGGACGUUGAGAAAAACGACUUUAUUUUUGAGCGCAAGGGUCAGCAGCUGUACUGUGAGCGGGAUCAGAGGUUUUUGGCGGACCGGUUCGUCGAGGGGAAGUGUCCGCUCUGCGAAUACGUUGGCGCUAGAGGCGACCAAUGCGACCAAUGUGGCAAGCUUUUGAAUCCGACUGAUCUGAUCGACCCAGAAUGCCAAAUCUGUCGUCAGAGGCCCGUUUUGAGAGACACGACGCAUCUGUAUCUCGAGUUGCCGAAGCUGGAGUCUGAAGUGGCGGCGUGGUUCAGAGCGAAGUGCGCGCCCGGGUGCUCCAACAAUGCCAUCACGAUCACAGAGAGCUGGUUGAGGGAGGGCCUGAAGUCGAGGGCGAUCACCAGAGACCUGAAGUGGGGGACGCCCGUGCCGAGGAAGGGCUACGAAGACAAGGUGUUUUACGUGUGGUUCGAUGCGCCGGUUGGAUACAUGUCCAUUUCGGCGUCUUACUUGAACGAGGGGUGGAAAAAGUGGUGGAUGAAGGAAGAGCCGAAGAGCGCGACGGAACAACACAAAUCGAAAGAGCCGUUAGUCGAAUUGGUACAAUUUAUGGGAAAAGACAACGUUCCGUUCCACUCGAUUGUGUUUCCGUGUUCGCUGCUUGCGACGAAGAGGCCGUGGAAUCUGGUUGCCCGGAUUAGCGCUACGGAGUACUUGACGUAUGAGAAGGACAAGUUCAGCAAGAGUCGCGGAGUAGGCGUGUUUGGGAAUCAGGUCUACGAGCUCGAUCUUCCAGUCGACAUUUGGAGGUAUUACUUGCUGUCGAUCAGGCCGGAGAUGAGCGACACUGACUUUCUUUGGAGCGACUUGCAGAGCAAGAUCAACAGCGAUUUGGCGGACAACUUGGGGAAUUUGGUGUUUCGGGCUCUGAAUUUGGUCUCGACUUUCUUCGACUCGAAAAUUCCUGCCUUGUGCGUCUCUGCUGGCCUAGAGCGGGACGACGUGAAUUGGAUGGGACAGGUUCAGAAGGAGCUUGAAGAGUACUUGAAGCACAUGGAGGCCAUAUCGAUAAGGAGCGCACUGAGAACCGUGCUUGCGUUUGGACGAUUGGGGAACGAAUACUUCCAAAAGUUCAAACCUUGGUUUUUGGUCAAGAGAAAUAAAAGUCGGUGUGCGACAGUGGUUUACUUGACGUGCUCUCUUUUGAAGCUGUUGGCGGUUUGCAUGCACCCGUUUCUUCCUGCGUUAUCUUUGAACUUGCUUCAUCAACUGGGAGAAUAUAACGCCGAGCAACUCGAAGUGCGCCUCAAGAGAACGUUCGAGUAUUUAUCUCCCGGAUCUCCGAAGCCGUCUAUACCUUAUAAUGAGUAUUACGACGAGGCGUUGAUGAUUCCGGGCCACUUCUAUAUAGGGUAUCUGCCGUUCGACCAGCCCAUCAAUUCUUUCUCGCCUCUGGUCAAAAAAAUCAGCGACUCGCAGCUCGCCGAAUACAGACACAAAUUUUGUGGUUCUCAAGCAAAUUUGUCGCCGUCUGACUCGUUCGAGCUGGAUUUGCGGAUUGGGGUCGUUCAGACCGCUGCUCCGCACCCUGGCUCUGCGCAGCACGUGCUGCUCCAAAUCGACUUGGGCGACGGAGUGAAGCAGGCCGUGGCCGCUCUGGCGCAGCACUACUCUUUGAGCGAGCUGACCGGACAACGCGUGGCGGUCGUGUGCAAUAUGGAACCCAACGUGAUCAAGAAAGAGUGGGCCCAGGUGCUCGUUCUCACAAUGAUCAAAUCCGGCAGGCUCGCCCUAGUACAUCCCGAUCGCGACGCUCCCGCUGGGACCCGAAUUUAUCCGCAGGGCGGCCGAGCUGCUUCUGCAUACAAAAUGCAGACCGCGAAGCAAGUCAAAGGAAUGCCUUUCAAGUACCAAAAGGAUGGCAUCGUGUACAAGAAGGACGCGCUGGUAGGGUCUGAAAACAUGGACAAUCAGGUCUGUACCCCGCCGGUGAGGCUGGUGGUCUCUAAGAGCGGAGACUGGCAAGGUGGUCUUAUACAGUAAAGAAAAAAAAAAUAAAUAAAAAAAAUUUUCGAUUGGGCCCCUUA
Molecule: messenger RNA, 3202 nt
Organism: Schistocerca gregaria
Lineage: Eukaryota; Metazoa; Arthropoda; Insecta; Orthoptera; Acrididae
Product: probable methionine--tRNA ligase, cytoplasmic
Exons: 2
Coding region: 243-3158 (971 amino acids)
Biological process (GO): methionyl-tRNA aminoacylation
Cellular component (GO): aminoacyl-tRNA synthetase multienzyme complex; cytosol
Molecular function (GO): methionine-tRNA ligase activity; tRNA binding; ATP binding
Source: RefSeq, a predicted model, not a curated record